Molecule: messenger RNA, 1354 nt
Organism: Cercospora beticola
Lineage: Eukaryota; Fungi; Ascomycota; Dothideomycetes; Mycosphaerellales; Mycosphaerellaceae
Product: class I SAM-dependent methyltransferase
Source: RefSeq, a predicted model, not a curated record
AUCAAUGCUUAUGUCCGGCGUGGAUCACGAAAACUGCGUCACACAGAAUCGCCCUGUUUCCUUAUGGUAUGCGGAUCGAAUACAACUUCUAAGGCCGAAGAGCACGCCAUGCGGAGGAUGCUUGCAUCCUCUUCGGCCGAGCUCUGUACUAGCGCAAGCGAGCUGAACAGUGCUUGAUCCUUCUGACCCUAUCCUACAUAUAAUCCACCUCACCUCAAUGCUCCUUUCACAACCACACCCAAUCCUCAUUCUCUUGCGACCGGGUUGGAAACUAUUGAUCAUCUGGCACCGAAGAUGGCCAGCAAAGAACUGAGCACAACAGCGACGAACGCUUCGAACCAAAUUGCUCUGAUAAAUGAAUAUUUGACCGGUCCUCCUGCCCAAGAACUUGUACGCAGAGCUAAGAUCUUCGAACACAAAGACAAUACAGACAGCCAUCCCCUCAACAUCCUCGAUAAUGCCUCUGGCAUCGGCACGUUGAUCUUCCGCGCCCUCAUCCCAAGCCUCGCCAACGAUCAAAUCGGAAGGAUCAUAGCCGGAGACCUUGAUGAAAACUAUCUCUCCUUCCUUCGUGAACGAGCUGAAAGUGCAGGCCUCCCAGCAAAGGUUGAAGCCAUGAAACUCGAUCAGCAGAAGCCCGGUCUCGAAAGCUCCAGCUUCGAUUACAUCUUCAACAAUUUCGGCGUCUUCUUCGCACCGAAUGACGACGCUGUACUGAAAGAGACACUUCGCAUGCUGAAACCCGGCGGCAUUGCAGGGCUCACUUCUUGGCAUAAAAUAUCUUGGUGGGACGAGAUAUUUCUACCGGCGAUGAAACGCCACCUUCCUGAGGCGCCUGCCCUUCCGAAUCCAGCCAAUCUGUUCCCAGCGAAGGGGUGGAUGGAGACGGAGAGCGCGAGGACUAAAAUGGAAGGGGCGGGUUUUGGUGAUGUAAGCGUUGAGAUAUGGAGUUUCACGCCGGAUGUGACCGCGGAGGAUUGUGCCAGGGCGUGUGCGCAUCUCGUGAAAGCUGUGGUGGCUAGGGCCUGGAAAGAGGAAGAGAGGGAGAAGUUUGGAGGGGAUCGGAUAGAGAAAGCCACGUUGGAUUAUCUGAACAGCGAGUUCGAAGGCGGAAAAUGGACUGGUAAGAUGAGAGCUGUUCUGACAUUGGGAAGGAAACUCUGAUCGACCGAAGUCCUACGGGACAUGUUUGUCGACGAAAUUUUGCAGCCGCCCAAGCUUGUCGUCUGGUCGUAAGCUCGAAUCUUACACAAUGAUUCAAUACCAGCUUAGAUUUUGACCUGCUGCACACUAAUAGUCGAAUAGAGACCGAACCGGCAAUACCAAAGCACAAAUUCAUACUCCUUUCGCCGUC